UUGAAAGACUUCACAAGACGAAACGGGAAUUGCACAGGAAGGUGUUCAAGGCUUCCCAGAAACUUAAGGGCUGUUGAGAAGUUGACAGGCCACAGUUUUGAGAAUCACUCCUUUAGUGUGUCGUACAUACUGGACGAGGAGGCAGGAAGGGACAGGGGUGUAAGACCCCAGGUCCCACGAGGGGCAUCUAAAAUGGGGACAGGAAGUCGGGAGCAGGAGUUUGGUCAGCCAGGGGCCAUGGGAGGCCCCCAGGGGCCCAGGCAUCGUCAGCAAGAGGUGCCUCUACGAAUCCUAGUGCCCACUCAGUUUGUGGGAGCCAUCAUUGGGAAAGAGGGACUCACUAUAAAGAACAUCACAAAGCAGACCCAGUCCAAGGUAGAUAUCCAUCGUAAGGAGAAUGCAGGAGCAACUGAGAAGGCCAUCACUAUCCACUCAUCUAAAGAGGGCUGUUCACAAGCCUGCAGGAUGAUCCUGGAAAUAAUGGAAAAAGAGGCCAAUGACACCAAGAUUGUUGAAGAGGUUCCUCUGAAGAUCUUGGCCCACAAUAGCCUUGUUGGGAGACUCAUAGGGAAGGAGGGCAGGAACCUGAAGAAGAUAGAGCAAGAUACUGGGACCAAGAUCACUAUUUCUUCAUUACAAGACCUAACUAUAUAUAACCAGGAACGUACCAUCACGGUGAGGGGAGUGGUGGAGGAGUGCUGUAAUGCAGAAGUGGAGAUCAUGAAGAAACUUAGAGAAGCCCAUGAGAAUGAUGUGUCUUCACUUAAUCAGCAGACUAACAUGAUGCCAGGUCUAAACCUGAGCGCGUUGGGGAUCUUCUCCUCUGGCUUGUCUGUUCUCCCUCCAGCCUCUGGUCUGCAUGGAUCUCUGUCCGCCCCAGCCAACUACAGCCCCCUGCUGGGCCCCCCAUCAGUAUUGGGUGGUCUGUAUGGGGUUCCCUCCUCUGGAGCAUUAUCUCUUCAGCAAGCAACUGCUGAACAGGAAGUGGUGUACCUCUUCAUCCCCACUCCAGCAGUAGGAGCUCUCAUCGGGAAAAAAGGGCAACACAUUAAAGAGCUGGCACACUACGCUGGAGCCUCAAUAAAAAUUGCUGCAGCAGACAAUCCUGAAGAUCCUGAGAGAAUGGUAAUUAUCACUGGACCACCAGAGGCUCAGUUCAAGGCACAGGGGAGGAUAUAUGGGAAGUUGAAAGAGGAGAAUUUUUUCACUGCUAAGGAAGAAGUGAAGUUGGGGGCACAUAUAAAAGUGCCUUCGACCGCCGCCGGACGAGUCAUCGGGAAGGGUGGCAAAACGGUAUGUGUGCAUUGUGUACAUGUGAUUGGAUCGACAAAGACACAUGUUAAAACCUUGUGUAAAAACACAA
This is a messenger RNA of Sinocyclocheilus grahami, 1363 nucleotides long. Its product is annotated as insulin-like growth factor 2 mRNA-binding protein 2. The record is from RefSeq and is a predicted model, not a curated record. The transcript is spliced from 11 exons. Gene Ontology annotation, molecular function: RNA binding. NCBI's taxonomy places the organism in Eukaryota, Metazoa, Chordata, Actinopteri, Cypriniformes, Cyprinidae. The annotation marks the transcript as partial.